UACUCCACUGGUCUUUAGUCCCCCGUAGUUACCUACCCCACACCGGAAAACAUUUCACCGGUGUCCCUUUCACUAUCCCGUCAUUCAGAAUGUGCAAUCUCGAAACCGAAGGAACAAAAUUUGGAUGUGGGCAUUACAAGGUGACGCGCAAACUGAAGAAGAUCGAUUGCUACAACCAGUAUUGCAUCCACUCCGUCUAUCAUCCCAGGAAUUGUCCUGAUUGCCAUUGCGAACGUUACUUCGGUCCCGACGCAAGAGAAACAAUCACCCACAGAACAGCCGAUUACUGUGUUUCUUGUCAGUACUGGUUCAAGGACGGAGCCUCCCAGCGUCGUUAACCUUGAUGGUUUCGACGGCCCCGGUGGCUUCUUCGCUAAAUCUAUCGAGAAAGCAUAUAUAAUGCCGUUUUAUUCUAUUAAUUAUCACUCUAGUCACGCCUUGCUUUGCACACCACUUU
This is a messenger RNA of Suillus fuscotomentosus, 457 nucleotides long. RefSeq lists its product as uncharacterized. NCBI's taxonomy places the organism in Eukaryota, Fungi, Basidiomycota, Agaricomycetes, Boletales, Suillaceae. The transcript has 6 exons. The record is from RefSeq and is a predicted model, not a curated record. Bases 90 to 338 code for a protein of 82 amino acids.